GGGGCCUGAACCAGUCUCUCCAGCCGCCGGUCCUACUGCGGCGCCUUAACUUUCCGUCCGUCGGCUUUAACUCCCUGCCGCCCUCCAGUCUCCAGCAUGCCUGGUCCGACCCCCAGUGGCACUAACGUGGGUUCCUCAGGGCGCUCUCCCAGCAAAGCAGUCGCCGCCCGGGCGGCAGGAUCCACUGUCCGGCAGAGAAAAAACGCCAGCUGUGGAACUAGGAGCGCAGGCCGCACGACCUCGGCAGGCACAGGAGGGAUGUGGCGAUUCUACACGGAAGAUUCACCUGGGCUCAAGGUUGGUCCUGUUCCAGUAUUGGUUAUGAGUCUUCUGUUCAUCGCUUCUGUAUUUAUGUUGCACAUUUGGGGCAAGUACACUCGUUCGUAGAUUUGGUUACAUCCAUCUGUCAUCUGAAGAAGAAGGAAAAAACCCAGCAUAUCUUGGACCAAAAGUAUAGAGCAUUUCUGUUCAUGAGAAAUAAAUUUUCUGUAAGCUUAUUCUUUUACAGGGAACUUAACGAGAAUUGAUUUUGAGGAAUCCGUUUUUUUCUAUGACUAAUAAACUUUUAAAUUCAUUUAUA
Messenger RNA from Carlito syrichta (Philippine tarsier), 580 nucleotides. It is a transcript of the gene SEC61B, whose product is annotated as Sec61 translocon beta subunit. NCBI's taxonomy places the organism in Eukaryota, Metazoa, Chordata, Mammalia, Primates, Tarsiidae. Gene Ontology annotation, cellular component: Sec61 translocon complex. The record is from RefSeq and is a predicted model, not a curated record. Gene Ontology annotation, biological process: intracellular protein transport. The transcript is spliced from 4 exons. Bases 97 to 387 code for a protein of 96 amino acids.